This is a messenger RNA of Diorhabda carinulata, 894 nucleotides long. Its product is annotated as MORN repeat-containing protein 5-like. NCBI's taxonomy places the organism in Eukaryota, Metazoa, Arthropoda, Insecta, Coleoptera, Chrysomelidae. Bases 72 to 836 code for a protein of 254 amino acids. The transcript is spliced from 5 exons. The record is from RefSeq and is a predicted model, not a curated record.
UGUUGUUGAUUUAUACUGUCAAAUUUAGACAGAAUAUUUUCGUUGAGUUUUUUACUGAUAAUUCAAUUUUGAUGCCCAGUUCGAUUGAUUUUAGCAAAUGGCAGUGUACCAUACCCAAGACAAGUAUAAAGGUAUUUGGAGAUUUGUGCCAUUUGCCUACCUUAUUACCUAUAAUCGAACUUCCUUCGCAUGAAGUCGAUAGGAAAAACUGUACGAACAGCAGAUAUCGAGGAAAGGUUAACGACUUGGGUUUUACUGGUUAUGGUAGAUACGUGUACCCACACGGUGUAAUCUAUGAAGGUUAUUUCAAGGAAGGAGAAUUUGACGGAGAAGGUGUACUUAUUUAUCCUAAAGGACAAUCUGUGCAAGGGAUGUGGAAGAAAGGAAAACUCGUUGAAAGUAUUUUCAGAACGAGCGAUGGUCUAGAAUAUGAUAAGAAUAAACCUUAUUUACAGAUACCAGAUAGAACUUACAGGGACGAAGUUAGACCAGAUGGUACUUUGAGAAUUAGACUACCAGGAGAAAUAUCUACGAAAAAAGGCAAAGCAGAUAUACCAGAAGGAGCGUAUGAUACAGGAAAUGGUUAUUUCAGAGACAGUACUAAGUUAAUCUACGAUUUGGAUCAUAAAGCAAAAAGUAUAGUUACCGAUAUUGAUGAAAAAAUCAUCAAGAGACACUUCCGCAAAAAUUCUGACGUACCGGUUAAUUUCCUACCAGAGAUUUACGAGUUUUGGACAUCGGGUAGACAAACCGAGUACCAGAAGAUAGUGAGAAUCGUUGAAACACAAAAAUCAUAUCGCCGUGCUAGUAAAAAACAUAGCUUGAGGUCGUUUUAAUUUGAGAAUCUGUGUAUAUUAAUCAAUAAUUACGUAAACAAUAAAGUCUGUUGUGUAA